Messenger RNA from Argentina anserina (silverweed cinquefoil), 693 nucleotides. RefSeq lists its product as uncharacterized. Lineage: Eukaryota; Viridiplantae; Streptophyta; Magnoliopsida; Rosales; Rosaceae. The coding region runs from base 48 to 518 and encodes 156 amino acids. The transcript has a single exon. The record is from RefSeq and is a predicted model, not a curated record.
AAAAGACUACCUUCUCUUCUAUCUCAUCACACUCCCUCAAAGCAAAUAUGAUCCCAACAGCAAGUCUUCUCUUGGUUACUUUGAUCCUCACUGCUUCACUUGGUGGCUUGUUAGCUCGACCCGACUCCAACGGACCCUUCUCAGCUGAGCUCAAGCACUCGGACAACAAGAACAAAGGUGGUGGAGCCGGUGGCAAUAAGGGAGGUGGAAACAAUGAUGGUGAUGGUGGCAUGGGAGGGUUCUUUGGACCUGGAGGUGGGUUUGACAUUCCCGGCUUCGGAAAGGGCUUUGGAGGUGGCUACGGUGGCGGCUACGGCGGUCCCAGCGGAGGCCACUCCAAAGGUGGUAUAGUGAGGACUACUCAGGUGUGCAAAGAAAAGGGUCCUUGCUUCAACAAGAAGCUGAAGUGUCCUGCUAAGUGCUUCACCUCCUACAGCCGCUCAGGGAAGGGCUACGGCGGCGGCGGCGGAGGCGGUGGUUGCACCAUCGACUGCAAGAAGUGUACUGCUUAUUGCUAGAGGAAUAGGCUGGGCUGUUGUUAUGGUGCGGCCGGGCAGUAGGUGGUAAUUACUAUUAGUAUAUAGAAUCUAUGAGUUUGUAAUCAGUCCUAUGAGACUAUAUUUAUUCUAUAUAUGCUUUUAUCGGGUCACUUCCUCUCUAAUCUAUUUAGUUAAAUAAAAGCUUAGUUGGAAA